Molecule: messenger RNA, 6124 nt
Organism: Xyrauchen texanus (razorback sucker)
Lineage: Eukaryota; Metazoa; Chordata; Actinopteri; Cypriniformes; Catostomidae
Product: integrin alpha-1-like
Exons: 30
Coding region: 257-3826 (1189 amino acids)
Biological process (GO): integrin-mediated signaling pathway; cell adhesion mediated by integrin; cell-cell adhesion
Cellular component (GO): external side of plasma membrane; integrin complex
Molecular function (GO): integrin binding
Source: RefSeq, a predicted model, not a curated record
CACUCAGCACACUUGGAUUCGAUAAAUACGCCCUGUAAAAUUAGUCAUGAUGAGUAAGUUCAGUCUAGGUUUGAGACCCUAAAAUCACCACAUGCUUGCUCUGGUUUAUGGCACAUUGACUUUGCAGAGGAAAUGCCCUCUUGCAAACUCUCAGUGUAAUUGAAUCAACACUUUGCCUCCAGAGACUCGGAGUGCUGCUCAGUUGAGCGUCUGCGCUUCCAAGGGAAGCAGCGUCAUAUCCAGGCUCAGACAGGGAAUGUUGAAGAUGCUUUCUGGAGUGCAUCAUUUCAGACUAGCAGCAGUUCUAGUGCUGCUGCCAUGUUUAUCAUGUUACAAUGUGGACGAGAAGAACAGGAUGUCAUUCAGUGGACCAGUGGAGGACAUGUUCGGAUACACCGUCCAACAAUUUGAGAACAGUGAGGGAAAAUGGGUUCUGAUUGGUUCUCCUUUGAUGGGACAGCCAGCCAAACGGACAGGAGAUGUCUACAGGUGCCCUGUGGGACAAAACAAAAACACUGGAUGUGAAAAAUUCCUUUUGUCUGAAAGCACAACAAUUCCAGACAUACAUGAAGUCAAGGAAAACAUGACUAUGGGAACAACGCUUGUGGUUAACCCAGAUGGCAACGGAUUUCUGGCCUGUGGUCCUCAGUAUGGAUACAUGUGUGGAGAGCUGCAGUACAUCACAGGGAUCUGCUCCAAUGUCAGUUCCUCCUUCAAAGUCCUUAACUCCAUCGCUCCAAACAUACGAGAGUGUAAGCAGGAUAUGGACAUUGUAAUAGUGUUGGACGGCUCCAACAGCAUCUACCCCUGGGAACCUAUCACUGACUUCCUGGUCAAAUUUCUGAAGAACAUUGUACUUGGACCAGCCCAGGUGGGAAUUGUGUCAUAUGGAGAUGAUGUUGGUCAUGUCUUCAACCUCAGCCAAUUCAGAAACACAAAUGAUCUUGUUUUGGAAGCUGCCAAGAUCCACCAAAGAACCGGCCACAAAACCAUGACGGCUCUCGGCAUUGACAUAGCAAGGAAAGAGGCCUUUACAGUGGAGCGAGGGGCAAGACCAGGUGUCAAAAAAGUAAUGGUGAUCAUCACAGAUGGGGAGUCACAUGACUACCACGAUUUGAAAGGUGUCAUUAAGGAGUGUGAAGAAGAUGGUAUUGAGAGGUUUGCCAUUGCUGUCCUUGGCGACUACAAUCGACAAAAUAAAAGCAUCGAAGUCGUGAAGAAGUUUAUUGAUGAAAUUAAAUUUAUUGCUAGCGAGUUUAAAGACGAUCAUUUCUUCAAUGUGUCAGAUGAAAGAGCGCUAGUGAACAUUGUUGACGCCUUGGGAAGCAAGAUCUUUGCCUUAGAGGCCACAUCAGGGACUCACACCUCUUCCUUUGAGAUGGAAAUGUCUCAGUCUGGCUUCAGCGCUCACACAUCGAAAGCGGGUGUGAUGCUAGGAGCGGUUGGUGCAUUUGACUGGAACGGAACUGUUGUGAUGCAAGCAGACAAAGAGUUUAUCGUUCCAAAAAAAAACACCUUCCAUGAUCCUGAGGUGCAGAGGUACGAAGGCAUGGCGGGAUAUGUAGGUUAUGAUGUGAAUUCUGCAUACACACCCAAUGGGGUGCUGUACAUCACUGGAGCACCACGCUUUAACCACAGCGGCCGUGUCAUAGUGUACCGCUUCGACAAAGAAAAUGUCACUAUAACACAGAUGCUGAAUGGAGAGCAGAUCGGCUCCUAUUUUGGCAGUGUUCUCCAGACGCAUGACAUCGACCGUGACAAUUACACUGACAUCCUUCUGGUAGGAGCUCCAAUGUACAUGGGUCCAGAUAAGGACGAACAAGGUCAAGUCUAUGUCUACAAACUCAAAGAGGAUGGACUCUUUAAACAUGAGAUGACGCUCAAGCCAGUGAAUCAAAUGUGCUGUUCGGAUCACUCGUGCAGCAGCGGUAAAAGCAUGAAUAAGAACGAGCCGUGCGGUGCACGAUUCGGUACUGCGAUCGCUGCUGUGCCUGACCUCAACCUGGAUGGCUUUAAUGACUUGGUUAUCGGAUCCCCCUUGGAGAACGACCAUCGAGGGGCAGUGUAUAUUUACCACGGUUCUCAGCAAUCAAUAAAAAAGAAAUAUGUACAGCGCAUUGCUGCUGGCGGAGAUGGAGUGAGCAUGAAGUUCUUCGGCCAAUCAAUUCACGGCAUUAUGGAUUUGAAUAAUGACGGCAUCAUUGAUGUCACUAUUGGAGGAAUAGGAGGGGCCGCAAUUUAUUGGUCUCGGGAUGUGGCAGAACUGCUUGCAGAGAUGACCUUUGACCCCAGCAAGAUCAAUCUCCAGCAGACUUGUCAGGUCAAUGGAAAGAACAAAGCGUGUGUGAAAACCAAAGUGUGUUUUAAGUAUCGGAUCAAGUCUGAAAAAGAAACAAACGCAGGAACUGUCUUCAGGUACAGUUUAACGCUGGACUCUCUGAGAGCGAUUUCCAGAGGACGUUUUACUAAAACAGAUGACAGAAAGUUGCAGAAGAAUGAGUCUAUCAAUGAUACACUUUGCAGAGAGCACACCUUCUACACGUCGGAUAAACUAGAUUUCAGAGAUCCCAUUAUGGUCACACUGGAAUUUGGUUUAGCGGAUGAAGACAAAGGUCCAGUCCUGGAUGGGGAAUUACCAACAUCACUCAACAAGACCAUUGCUUUAGUGGACUGUGGGAGCAACAACAAGUGCAUUGCUAAUCUGCACCUCAAAUCGACUGCCAAUAUCUCAAGUCUACUCAUAAAAAGCAACCUGGAGAAAUUUUAUGUCAACAUCAACAUCCACAACAAGAGAGACAAUGCUUACAACACCAAGGUUACACUGACUCAUACAGAAAAUAUCAACUAUGUCAAAGUCGAGCCUAAAGAGGACUGUGAAACAAAUAAUACCAAAAUAGUAUGUGCUGUUGGAUACCCUUUCCUCAAAACUGAUAAAAUGGAAAUAUUCAGAAUCCAGUUUGAGCCUAAUCCUUCUCAUAUUCUCAAGGACAUUGUGAUCAAUGUUACUGCAACCACUGAUAGCGAGGAGCCAGCUUCUGAACUGAAAGACAACUUUGUGAGCAUCGUCAUCCCUGUAAAGUAUGUGGCCAACGUACGAUUCACUGCUAACAAGUAUAUUAAGGAGGACUACAUCAUAUUGAAAGGGAAGGAGACAAUACCAAGUGUUUUUAACCACACUAGUGUGAUCGGGGAUGAGGUGAAAAUCAGUUACACGAUCGAGAGAGAUCCAGAAAUACAGAGUCCUCCACUGCAGCUCACAAUAACUUACCCGCAUCUCACACCUGCAAAUAACUACUUGCUGUACUUCACAGAUCUUAUGCACACAGGGAACAUCAAAUGUGCUUGCAGAGAAUUGAUUAACCCUUUAAACAUCAAACCUGACAAUCCAUACAAGGUGAAUGCUAAAACAGAGACCUUGAGCGUCUACAUUCUGAGUUGUAAAGAAUUGAGAAACCCCUGCAAGUCAUUUAGCUGCUACAUCCCUCCUGCUGAUUUCAACCAGAUCAAUACCACAUUUAGAGUGUGGUGGCCCACUUUCAUCCAAGGAGAGUUUUCCAGUCUCUACAUGGCUGUUGAAGCCAAACUGGAAAGCGAGAACACUGACCUGUUUGUGUUAAAUGGGAAUGUCAAGACACGAGAGAUCAAGAUUCAAGUCACCAAAGACAUACAAAGAAUCCCACUGUGGAUUAUUAUCCUUAGUAUUCUUAUAGGACUUUUAAUACUGGCAAUUGUUAUCAUCGCUUUAUGGAAGGCUGGAUUCUUCAAGAGAAAAUCAGUUGAAGACAUGAAGGAGGAUAUGAAGGAGGAUAUGAAAGAUUUUGAUUGAGUACUGCAGUUCUGUUGCCCCUGUCCCACAGGUCAACUCAUACUACACAUAGCCAAGGUCAUCGAGAUCACAUUCUAGAACCAGAGUCAGGAAGAACAUCAGGGCUUACCAAAGAUCCUUGCUCUUGGCUUGACACAUUGAUUUAUUUUCUCGUGCUCACUGUAAACUUUAACUAAAUUGAAUCGUAUAUGAAAUCGAUGAACCUCUGAAGCGCCACACGCUUGGUGGUGGACAUUUUGCCAAACCAUUAGAGCAUUGCCCAUCUUUUUCAACUUUAAAGCUGUUGUUGAAAAACUGAAAAUCCCAACAGCCUAAAAACCAUGGACCCUCCUCCACAACCCUUCUACAGCAUUUAUCAUCAGCAUAGCAAAGCUCAGUGCUUACAUUACAUAUGAAAUUCUCUGCAGUGAUCUACAGUCUUGUAAUCAGAACCUUACACUCUUAUGAGUAACAGUUUUAUAUAUAGAGAUCUAUUCCAAUAACACAUUUUUAGAGCUUUUUACACUGUAUAAAGCACUGUACGGUGAUGUUUUUUUUUUUUUAGAUCAAAGAUUUUUUUCUUGUGAGCUUUUGAAUAUUGCCACAUUUAUUUUUGUCACAAAGUAGAACUUAGAUUUUUGGUUCUGAAGUUUUUCACGCUUUUUGUAUUCAUCCGAGAACGAAGAGCAAAAUAUUUGUUUGUACUGUAAAUGUAAAGCUUUAAAUGUAUAUAAAUGUAUGUUUGCAAUAUCACUUUAAUGAUAAAUGAAUGGCUUUAUCAAAGUUAUUGCUUUAUUUGUGUUCAGAAUGACUCCUGUUUUGUUUCCUGACUUUUCCCUGCAACAAUUCUCAGGUACUCCAGAUUGUUACAAUGUCUGGAAUCAUAAAAUUGAACAGUUAUUGUCUUGACAAAUUCUUGCCAUAUGUAAAUAUCAGAAAUACAAAUGCUUUUACUUAAAAUAUAUGUUAAAGAGUAAGUUCAUCCAAAAAGGAAAAUUCUGUAAUGUUCAAAUUGUUCUUUUCCAUUCAUAUACAUAGGAAUUCAUACAGGUUUGGAAUGACGUGGUUGUGUAAAUGCUGACAGAAUUUUCAUUUUUGGGUGAACCAAUCCUUUAAAUAUAUGGAUAGAUGUUUAUGAUCCCAAAGGGGAAAUGUAGUGUAAAACAACAGAAAAUGUUAACACAGAGGACACUGUUGCAUAGCUAAAUAUACAUAUAGUGCAGUUAAAUAAUGUACAGUGCAAAACAUUAGACUGAAUUACACAUAUUGUAAAGGGUGCAAUGAAACAUUUAGGAUGCAUAUACUUGUUGAGUGCCUUAAUUUGUGAUGCACUGGGUCUAUGAAUAGAAAGGAGAAUUAUUUCUUUACAAUGCUAUGUCACACAUUUAAGUGAAGCUGUGUCUUGAUACAUUUCAUUAUAUGUUUAUUAAUGAUGCAUUAAACCAAAGAUUUAAGAGGUUAAACCAAACAGAUGAAAUGUAGCAAUUCCGAGUUAUUGUUUUUUGGGUGGGUUGCAACAUCAUUUUUGUAUCAUGUAACUUGUCUGUCUGUCAUUUACUCCGAAAAGAUGUAUAAGAUCAGUUCUCUUUUUACUUUUUAAAUGUAGGCUGAAAUUAUUCAAAAGUAAAUUGUUGGCAUUUGUUCAGCACAAAAUACAUCGACAAGUUUCUUUUGGUUCUUUUAGUUUCUUCAGACCAUUUUGGUCUGUUUGCAUGUUGCAAUGGAUUCAUCAAUGGAAAUGGAACAAUGUUUUGCAGGCUUCACAAUAUUAUGUUUCAGGAAAAGGGCUUUAUUUCUUUAUAUCCACAAACUCAAUUGUCAAUUCAAGGGCUGUAUGAUAUGUAAAAUAUUUCUUAUUAUAUACAAAUGUCAUUAAAAAAAUAAAAUAAAAAGUUUUUUUUUAAAUUGACAAGAAAAAUGUAUUGCUGUGUGGAUUCAACAUGAUGCUCCAAAGAAUGAUUAUUUCCUCUUCAUAUUUGUCACUGUAUUGUGUUGUAUUGUAUUGUAUAUGUACUGUAUUGUUAACUUGAACAUACACUGUCAAAUUUUUAUAACAGCCAUGAAAUUCUGUUAUACAAUAUAUAAGAUCACGACCAUCAGCAUUCAUGUUUCGAGCAUAUACAUAAAAAAAAAAAAAGUUAAUGAUAGGAUAAUGAUGCCUCACUCUCAAAUGUCUUGGGCACCUGUCAGACACUCUGCUCUGAAGUUUCUAUGUAAUGCACUGAUGUGUUAUAUUGUACAUACUCUCUUCAGCACGGAUGUAAAAAGCUUUGUACAUAUUGUAUAAACAUGCAGAAAAAUAAAUGCUUAUUUUGUAAU